Molecule: messenger RNA, 1956 nt
Organism: Priceomyces carsonii
Lineage: Eukaryota; Fungi; Ascomycota; Pichiomycetes; Serinales; Debaryomycetaceae
Gene: GUT2
Product: glycerol-3-phosphate dehydrogenase
Exons: 1
Coding region: 1-1956 (651 amino acids)
Biological process (GO): glycerol-3-phosphate metabolic process
Cellular component (GO): glycerol-3-phosphate dehydrogenase (FAD) complex; mitochondrion
Molecular function (GO): glycerol-3-phosphate dehydrogenase (quinone) activity
Source: RefSeq, a predicted model, not a curated record
AUGUCAAAAUUUUUCCGUUCAACCUUAGGAAAAGUUGCUUUGGGUUCGGCCGCUGGACUUGGUGGUACUGUUGUGUACCUAGAUUUUAUUAGGUCACCUAAGCCUUCUGCGCUCACUAACUCAUAUAAACCAUUAAGAAAAGAUUUACCGGAACCACCUUCCAGGGAGUCUCUUUUGAAGAACUUGGACACUACAGAAAAAUUUGAUGUUGUGGUCAUCGGUGGUGGUGCGACAGGUACUGGUGUUGCCUUGGAUGCUGCGACUAGAGGUAUGAACGUAUGUAUGUUGGAAAAAACCGAUUUUGCAUCAGGUACAUCUUCUAAGUCUACUAAAAUGGCUCACGGUGGUGUUCGUUAUUUGGAAAAGGCUAUUUUCCAGUUAUCGAAAGCCCAGUUGGAUCUAGUGAUUGAAGCUCUCAAUGAAAGAGGUAACAUGUUAAAGACUGCACCACACUUGUGUUCGGUUUUACCAAUUAUGAUUCCUGUUUAUAAAUGGUGGCAAGCUCCUUACUUCUUUCUUGGUUGCAAAAUGUACGAUUGGUUUGCAGGACAUCAAAAUUUGAGAAGCUCUACUAUCUUCUCCAGAGAGAUGACUAGUGCUAUUGCACCAAUGAUGGAUGACUCAAAUUUGAAGGCUGCUUGUAUUUAUCAUGAUGGUAGUUUCAAUGACGCUAGGAUGAAUUCUUCUUUAGCUAUCACUGCCAUAAACAGUGGUGCAACUGUUUUGAAUUACAUGGAAGUUCAGCAAUUAAUUAAGGAAGAUGGAAAAUUAGUUGGUGUUAGAGCCCUUGAUAGAGAAACCGGAAAAGAAUACAAGAUUAGGGCUACGGCAACCGUCAAUGCAACAGGUCCAUUGGCUGACAAGAUUUUAGAAAUGGACGAAGACCCAUUAGGUUUGCCUUCUAAAAUUCAAAAGCCUCCAAAAAUGGUUGUUCCCUCAAGUGGUGUUCAUGUUGUCUUGCCAGAGUAUUAUUGUCCAAGAGAUAUUGGAUUAUUGGAUCCAUCCACGUCUGAUGGUAGAGUUAUGUUCUUCUUGCCAUGGCAAGGAAAGGUUUUGGCUGGAACAACUGAUACUCCCUUAAAGUAUGUACCGCCUAACCCAACUCCAACUGAAGAGGAAAUUCGUGAUAUUUUGAAAGAAUUACAAAAGUAUAUUGUAUUCCCUGUUAAUAGAGAGGAUGUUUUAUCAGCCUGGUCUGGUAUUAGACCUUUGGUACGUGAUCCUGCUUCAAUUCCAAAGGGUGAAAAUUCUAGUGGUAGUACGCAAGGAUUGGUUCGUUCUCACUUGAUUACUGAAUCUCCUACUGGCUUAUUGACUAUCUCCGGUGGUAAAUGGACCACUUAUAGAGAGAUGGCUCAAGAAACUGUUGAUACUUUAGUUAAAGAUUAUGAUUUCGACGGAAGGAAUAAGAACUUCAAGCCUUGCCAAACGAAUGACAUUUUGUUGAUUGGAGGUGAAGAUUACUCCAAGAACUACUCAGCUAGACUUAUUCAUGAGUAUCAUAUUCCGUUGAAGUUAGCUAAACAUUUGUCGCACAAUUACGGUUCAAGAGCCUCUUUGAUUCUUGAAAUCUAUCAUCAAUCUGACUAUAACAAAUUACCUGUCACUCUUGCUGCAACAAAGAGCUUCACGCCAUCUGAAACGUCUGCAUCUCCAGGUAAUACUUUAAGUUAUCAGUCUUUUGAUGAACCAUUUACAAUUGCAGAAUUGAAGUACUCUUUGAAAUACGAAUACACCAGAACUCCUAUCGACUUCUUAGCAAGAAGAACUAGAUUAGCUUUCUUAAAUGCAAGAGAAGCAUUAGGUGCAGUUGAUGGUGUUGUUGAGAUCAUGAAAAAUGAAUUGGGCUGGGAUGAACAAACUACUGCUAAAUUAACCAGCGAAGCUAAGGACUACAUUGGCCAAUUUGGUAUUUCGCCGGAAAAAUUCGAUGUAACAGAUUUUGUGGUCCAAUAG